CGGACAGAACAGAGCAGCGGCUCCACGCCUGCCGCCAAAAUUCAAGUUAGAGACGAGAAGGGGCUUCUUCUUGCCACUGGGCUUGGACCUGGUGCGUUAUCCUUUCAUUUACUGAUUUACCUUUGAAGGACCGCAUAUCGUAACUCCGUGGUGAACGGAGACAGAACCGCUCAAAGAUGCACAUCAAGUCUAUUAUCAUCGAGGGGUUCAAGUCCUACGCGCAGAGGACGGAGAUUAACGGCUUCGACCCGCUGUUCAACGCCAUCACCGGAUUAAACGGCAGCGGGAAGUCCAACAUCCUGGACUCCAUAUGUUUUCUUCUGGGCAUUUCAAACCUCACCCACGUACGAGCCUCCAACCUCCAGGACCUGGUUUAUAAAAACGGGCAGGGUGGCAUCACCAAGGCCACGGUCUCCAUCACCUUUGACAACCUAAACAAGAGCCAGAGUCCUCUGGGCUUCGAAACCCACGACGAGAUCACAGUCACCAGACAGGUCGUCAUUGGUGGCAGGAACAAGUAUCUUAUCAAUGGAGUCAAUGCCAACAACACCAGGGUGCAGGACCUUUUCUGCUCUGUUGGCCUCAAUGUCAACAACCCACAUUUUCUCAUCAUGCAGGGGAGGAUCACUAAAGUUCUGAAUAUGAAGCCACCUGAGAUUCUUGCUAUGAUAGAAGAAGCAGCAGGCACCAGGAUGUAUGAAUGUAAAAAGAUUAGUGCUCAGAAGACCAUUGAAAAGAAGGAGGCCAAGCUAAAGGAGAUUCAGACUAUUCUAGAUGAGGAAAUUACUCCAACCAUGCAAAAGCUGCAAGAGGAACGGUCAUCCUACCUGGAGUACCAGAAGUUGAUGCGUGAGAUCCAGCACCUGUCGCGCCUCUAUGUGGCUUGGUUGUUUGUGUGUGCAGAGGAGACUAAGUUAAAGUCAGCGGAAAAUCUCAAGGGGAUGCAAGACAACAUUGCCAAGAUGCAAGCCAGCAUGGAGGAGAAUGAGAGCAAGGUCCAGGAGCUCUCAAACCAGAUUCAGGAGCUGCAGAAGAAAAAAGAUCAGGAGGUGAAUGGAGUCUUAAAGUCUUUGGAGGAAUCUCUGGCUGAGGUGCAGCGUGUUGAUGCAAAAGCUCAAAGUGCACUUGACCUCAAAAAACAGAAUCUAAAAGAUGAAAACAAGAAGAGGAAGGAGCUUGUAAAAAGCAUGGAGGAGGACAAAAAAAUGCUUGUGGUAAAGGAGAAGGAGGUGUCUAAGUUGAUGGAGCAGCUUAAGGUUCUAGAGGAGGAGGGACAGAAGGAGAGUGGGGCGCUUGAGGCGGCUGAACAGCAUUUCAAGGCCGUGUCUGCUGGUCUGUCCACCAACGAGGAUGGAGAGGAGGCCACACUGGCAGGGCAGAUGAUGACCUGCAAGAAUGACAUGAGCAAGGCAGACACCGAGGCCAAGCAGGCCCAGAUGACCCUGAAACAUGCUCAGGCUGAACUGAAAACCAAACAGACAGAAGUCAAAAAGAUGGACAGUGGAUACAAGAAGGACCAGGAUAAUCUGCAGGCUGUCAGAAGCAGCAGGGAGAAACUUGACGUUGAGUUGGCUAAACUCAACUAUGAAGAUGGCAAGGAAGAAAGUCUGCUAGACAAACGUCGGCAGCUGUCCAGAGAGGUCUCUAAACUCAGAGAGACCUAUGAGAGGCUUGUGUCCCGUUUCCCCAACCUGCGCUUUGACUACAAGGACCCAGAGCGAGGAUGGGACCGAAGCAAGGUGAAGGGACUUCUAGCAAACCUAAUCACAGUGCAUGACGUAUCCUAUGCAACAGCACUAGAGGUGGUGGCAGGAGGACGACUCUAUAACAUUGUUGUUGACACUGAGGUGACUGGUAAAAAGCUCCUGGAGAAGGGAGAGCUGCAGAGGAGGUACACCAUCAUUCCUCUGAACAAGAUCUCGGCUAAGACGCUUAAUGACAGAGUGGUCAACACUGCCAAGGGUUUGGUUGGAGCAGACAACGCCCACACAGCUCUGUCCUUGGUGGGUUAUGAGUCUGAUCUGCGUAAGGCUAUGGAAUACGUCUUUGGCUCCACGCUGGUGUGCGACACCCUGGACAAUGCCAAAAGAGUGGCUUUUGACAAGCAAGUGAUGACCAAGACCGUCACUCUUGGGGGUGACAUCUUUGACCCUCAGGGAACUCUGAGUGGAGGUGCUCGUUCCCAGUCAGCAUCAGUUCUGUCCAGUCUGCAGGAGCUGAAAGAUGUUCGGGACAGCUUAAAUGAAAAGGAGGCUCUUCUUCAGGAUACUGAGCGCCAGCUGUCCAGCCUAAAGGGCAUUGCAGAAAAAUAUCGACAGCUUAAGCAGCAGCAUGAACUGAAGGUGGAGGAGGAACAGAUUCUGCAGGCCAAGCUACAGCAGAGCUCCUUCCACCAGCAGCAAGAGGAGCUGGAGAAGCUGCGGAAGGCUAUUGAGGAGAGUGAGGAGACACUGCGUGUUUCCAAGGAGGUGCAGAAGCGGGCUGAGGAAAAGUACAAGGUCCUGGAGAACAAAAUGAAAAAUGCAGAGGCAGAGAGGGAAAAGGAGCUGAAAGCUGCUCAGCAGAAACUCAAUGCAGCCAAGGGCAAAGCUGACGCCUUCAAUAAGAAGCUGAAGCAGAAGCAGCAGGAGUCUGACGCUGUGGCCCUGGAGCUGGAGGAACUGCAGAAAGAGCAGGCCGGUUACGAGCAGCAGAUCCAGGCUGUAGAUGAAGCCAUGAAGGCCAUCCAGGAGCAGGUCGACAGCAUGGCUUGCACUGUAUCCCAGAACAAGGAAGCGGUGCGUAAAGCCCAGGAGGAGCUGGCCAAGCAGAAAGAAGUGAUAAUGACUCAGGACAAAGAACUCAAGGCAAAGAGCACAGAAGCUAAUAAGAUAAGAGAGCAAAUCAAUGAAGCCCAGCUGAAGAUCAAGGAGCUGGAGCACAACAUUAGUAAGCACCGCAAAGAGAGCCAGGACGCAGCUGACAAGGUCUCCCGAAUGCUGGAGGAGCACGAUUGGAUUCAGUCGGAGCGCCAGUUCUUCGGUCAGCCGAACACCUCUUACGACUUCAAGACCAACAACCCCCGUGAAGCGGGGCAGCGGCUGAAGAAGCUGGAGGAGACGACCGCCAAACUGGAGCGAAACGUGAACAAGAGGGCCAUGAACAUGCUGAACGAGGCUGAGGAGCGGUACAAUGACCUGAUGAAGAAGAAGAGGAUUGUGGAGAAUGACAAAGCGAAGAUCUUGCAGACAAUUGAGGAGCUGGACCAGAAGAAAAACGAGGCUCUUAAUUUGGCCUGGCAGAAGGUAAACAAAGACUUUGGCUCAAUUUUCUCCACUCUCCUGCCUGGAGCCACUGCGAAGCUGGCUCCUCCCCAGGGCUGCGGCGUCCUGGACGGUCUUGAGUUCAAGGUGGCCUUGGGCAACACAUGGAAGGAGAACCUGACUGAGCUUAGUGGUGGGCAAAGAUCACUGGUGGCCCUGUCUCUUAUCCUGGCCAUGCUGCUGUUCAAACCGGCUCCUAUCUACAUCUUGGACGAGGUGGAUGCUGCCCUGGAUCUCUCACACACACAGAACAUUGGGCAGAUGCUGCGCACACAUUUCAGACACUCCCAGUUUGUGGUGGUCUCCCUGAAGGACGGCAUGUUUACCAACGCCAAUGUCCUGUUUAAAACAAAGUUCGUCGAUGGGAUGUCCACAGUAACGCGCACUGCGCUCAGCCAGAGUGACGCCAACGUUCCUCAGAAAGGUCAAGACAAGACUCGACCGAAAGACAAGAAGAACAAACCACUCAUCAGCUAAAACCUGUACAAGACUUGCUGUUGCUGAAGGCGACAGUUGCAUUUUAGAUUCACCUUUUCCUAGAAACCAUGUCGCAUCACAGGAAAUAUGGCAUCUGGUAAUAGAACUGUGUAUAUUUCUGUUUCAUAUGAGGGUAACAACCCUCAGGCUUCAUCCUAUCCUGUCAGUAUAGAGAUUCUGUCUUUACUGUGUCUUUUAUCUGAUCACUGUUGUCAUGCUACAAAUUGUUUUCUAUCCAGGCAUAUAUAGCUGGAUAUGUGCAUAUAUAUUUUAGUAAUUAAAGUAGUUCAUAUUUCUUAA
This is a messenger RNA of Betta splendens (Siamese fighting fish), 4079 nucleotides long. It is a transcript of the gene smc2, whose product is annotated as structural maintenance of chromosomes 2. The transcript is spliced from 25 exons. Lineage: Eukaryota; Metazoa; Chordata; Actinopteri; Anabantiformes; Osphronemidae. The record is from RefSeq and is a predicted model, not a curated record. Gene Ontology annotation, biological process: chromosome organization. Gene Ontology annotation, cellular component: chromosome. Gene Ontology annotation, molecular function: ATP hydrolysis activity; ATP binding; protein binding. The coding region runs from base 177 to 3779 and encodes 1200 amino acids.